This is a messenger RNA of Stegodyphus dumicola, 3743 nucleotides long. RefSeq names its product cationic amino acid transporter 3-like. NCBI's taxonomy places the organism in Eukaryota, Metazoa, Arthropoda, Arachnida, Araneae, Eresidae. Gene Ontology annotation, biological process: L-ornithine transmembrane transport; L-arginine import across plasma membrane. The record is from RefSeq and is a predicted model, not a curated record. Gene Ontology annotation, cellular component: plasma membrane. Gene Ontology annotation, molecular function: L-lysine transmembrane transporter activity; L-arginine transmembrane transporter activity; L-ornithine transmembrane transporter activity.
GGUAAUUUAAAGACAUCUUUAUACAUGCAUGGGAUAUACAUUCAGCGGCGAAAAUACUUCUUGCCUGUGGCGGUUCCGGUUAGCGCCAUCUGUUCGAACAUUAAUUUUUUUUUUUUUUUUUUUCAUUCUACAUCUGCUUCAUUUUUGUAAUGUCUAGUGAGCACUUCUCCAGGUCUGUAGAAGUGACAUUAUCUCUCCUCUGAGCACAGGAGUAGAAAACGCCGUAGUGGCGCGAAGCUUGUGUGAGAGGACAUGGGGAAUACAAUUGGAAAAUGAGGAUGAAAUGCUACCGUCCCACGUAGAAGGAAAUGCGCAUGCGCUCACUGAAAAUACCUUUUCCCCUCUCUGACGUUCGGUGCUUUUCCAGCAAGUCUCUUUUCCAGUUUGCCUCCGUGUGCGAGGAUCGUUCAAAACCCGUGAAAUGUUUCACUCUCGCUUGUGAAUAAGAACAAUUCAGAAGGAUCAGAUUUGUCGUCCAAGUGAAUUCACACUCAGAAUGGUUCGGACCUGAGGAUAAUGGCAAAAAUUUAGCCCAUUCCAGGAAAGCGUGGCAUGAGCUUACGGUCCAUGCCAUAAAGAUUAAUAUAUCUCCGUUAUAGUUUUGGAAAACCUUAGAAAACUUGUAGAAUACUUCAGAAAGUUGUUUGGAUACCUGCCUACUCAAAAUGACAUACAUUCGGGGAUUUUUCAAAGCUCUGAUCAGAAGAAAACCUCUGGAAGUUGAUCUAGAAGAAACUAAAUUAAAUCGUUGCUUGUCAACUUUAGAUCUUACUGCACUGGGCAUUGGAAGUACUUUAGGUUUAGGAAUAUAUGUACUUGCUGGUCAAGUAGCAAGUGUGAAAGCUGGACCUGCAGUUACAAUCUCUUUUUUUAUUGCUGCAGUUGCAUCUGUCUUUGCAGGAUUAUGCUAUGCUGAAUUUGGAGCAAGAGUACCCCGUGCUGGUUCAGCUUAUGUUUAUAGUUAUGUCACAGUUGGUGAACUGAUGGCAUUUAUUAUUGGGUGGAAUCUCAUUCUUGAAUAUGUUAUAGGAACUGCUUCUGUGGCAAGGGGUUACAGUGGAUAUAUAGAUUCUCUUUUUAAUGGAACAAUGCAGAAACAUUUAGAGCAAAUAAUGCCUAUACAUAUACAGCAUGUGUCAGAUUAUCCAGAUUUUUUAGCUUUUGGAAUUACAAUACUACUUGCAAUUAUGUUGGCUGCAGGGGUAAGGGAGUCGUCACGUUUCAACAAUGUUUUUACUGCUUUAAAUUUGAGUGUUGUCCUGUUUGCCAUCAUUGCUGGGUCCAUAAAAGCUGAUUUUCACAACUGGAAACUUACUGAAUCAGAGGUUCCUAAACAUGCUGGCAGUGGAGGUUUCAUGCCGUAUGGUUUUUCUGGAAUGAUGUCUGGUGCUGCAACGUGUUUCUAUGGAUUCAUUGGAUUUGACUGCAUUGCUACAACUGGAGAGGAAGUAAGAAACCCUCAGAAGUCCAUUCCAAUUAGCAUUGUUUUAUCUUUACUUUUUGUUUUUCUGGCAUAUUUUGGUGUAUCAACUGUACAAACUAUGAUGAUGCCAUAUUACCUUCAAGAUAAUCCUGCCCCUUUACCCUAUGUUUUCGACUAUGUUGGUUGGCCUGUUUGUAGAUGGAUUGUUUCUAUUGGAGCCUUAGCAGGGCUUUCUACAAGCCUUUUAGGUUGCAUUUUCCCUCUUCCCCGUGUUUUGUAUGCUAUGGGAUCAGAUGGCAUUAUCUUCCGCUUCUUAGCCAAAGUUCACCCUCGUUAUCAGACUCCUUUGAUUGCGACUGCUAUUUCAGGUGUUUUUGCAGGAGUUAUGGCUAUGAUGUUUAACGUUCAAGAACUGGCUGAUAUGAUGUCUAUUGGUACUCUUUUAGCAUACUCAUUAGUUGCUGUAUCUGUAACUAUCCUAAGAUACAGCUGUGAUGAUGGAGCAGAGAAUUCAGUAAAUAAGCCUCGCUAUUCUUCAAUAGCACAGAGUCCAGAAAAGAGAGGUUGGGAAAAUGAUUCUCGUGUGAAAUCAUCCAGUAUAACAGGUUCUUUGGCACUUCCUCUUGAGAAGCUAACCUAUAAUGCAGUUUUAAGGCAACUCUUUAACAUUGACAGGCUUCAGAAACCAAACAAACUAACAUCCAAAAUAAGCAUUUGGUUAAUAGGAAUUACAUGUAUAUUAAUAUGUGCUAUGGAUGUGCAGCUAGCUGUAUAUGAAGAACAGAUUAUACUUUUUGACAUAAGACCACUUACAAUUUUAGCUGUGAAUAUUGCUUUAAUUUUGAUAUGUAUUAUAAUGCUGCAGAGGCAGCCAGUGGACCAAAAGAAACUUUCUUUCAAGGUACCUUUAGUUCCUGUAAUUCCAAUGUUGAGUGUAGCUAUUAAUGCCUAUCUUAUGUGCAAAUUGUCAGUUCUUACUUGGAAAAGGUUUGGCGUGUGGAUGAUACUUGGUUUUUGUGUUUAUUUCUUCUAUGGUAUAUGGAAUAGUUCUGAACGCAAACAGAGUAAAGGUGCUGCUUCAGUGUAUACUGUGGAUGGUGGGGAAACACAGUUGGUAGACCGAAGUGAUGUUUUAAGUACUAGUACUUUACAACCUGGAAAAAGCAGUGUUGAAAGCAACAUGUCUGAACUCAUGUCAAGUUGUAAUUCUGCAGAGGCUAGCCUCAUAUCUAACCAUCCUACCAAUGGAACAGUAAAAUAAUGAUUUAUUCACAUUAUCCAAUUGACCAAGAGUGAUUCUUAUGGAAAAAUGUACUGAAGUAAAAAUGAUUUUAAAGACAAUUUAAAGACAAUAAGAAAUAUAAGGGGCUGUUCUCAGGGUGUGAACGGUGCAUAGAAAAUAUUGUUAAUGCUGGGAAAAAAAAGCUUAUUCCUUGCUGUGUGCACACUUCAUAAAUUACUCCAAAUUGUGUACAGUCUCGUAUAUCUUGUAAAAGCUCUGCUACACAUAUUGCAUAACAAAGUGUUAUUGAAUAUUUUGAAAAAAAUAUUAACCAAGUGGUCUCCAUCAGCAGGAGGAAAAAUACUUUCCUUUCUUUUCAUCUUUGGACAGCAUAGAUUCUGAAUCAGAGGGAAUCUGUUCAAACAGAGCCAAAGCCUUGGGUAUAACAAGCCCUUUGCAUGGCAUUUUCAAAUUAAGCAAAAAAAUUAUCUAUAUAAUAUGAUUUAUCUGCAGCAUAUAAUUACUUUAACAUAAUUUAAUUACUUUACUAAAGCACAAGUUUUUUUCGGAAAAACUGGUAUAAAAUUAUUAAGUUUUUUUUGACAGAAAGUGAAUAUACAUGUAUAGUGUAAAUAAAUUUUUGAUUUGUACUAGUUAUUAUUUUAGUUAUACUAAUUUGAUACCAGUUUCUUGCUACAGAUAAAAUUUUGUCGUCAUUAUCUUCAUAUUCACUUCCAUCACUCAGAAGAUCGUAACUUUCAUCACGGAAACUUUCUGAUAAAUUGGUGUAUUCAAAAUCGUCAGAGUCGCUCAUUAUCAGAUAACUUUUUGUACACAAGUUACGAGGACACUUAGUAAAAAUUAGUUUAUGGUGAACUGUUUACUUUUAUGAUAAUUAACGCAAUAAAAAUUGUUAUAUAUAUUAUCUUUUUCAUGCCAAACAACUGCUUUAUAACAAAAUUAUAGCUAAUCAUAAAAAUGUACCAUGUGGUUUACACACACACACACACACACACACACAAAAAAAAAAAAAAAAAAAAAAAAAAAAAAAAAAAAAAAAAUUGCUGCACAGUGGUGCCCUCUAGACAGGUGCAAAAU